AUGAAUUUAUUUGGACGUUACUUCUCCAAGUGUUCCGAUGAUGUUUCCUUACUCAACAUACACUCACCUUUGCUCUUUUCACUCAUAUCAUCUGAAGAUGAACAACAUUUUAUUCCUAACUUGAGGAGCCAUGUACCAGCCCGUGCUGUGGUGAAGCAGCCUGUCCGUGGAGCUUGUGGCAAGACCACAGUCACAGCGAUUGUUCAGACUGGUGGGGACUGGAGCACCGGCCUCUUCAGUGUCUGCAGAGACAGGAGAAUUUGUACGUUUUUCCUCUUCACUUAA
This is a messenger RNA of Castor canadensis (American beaver), 285 nucleotides long. The record is from RefSeq and is a predicted model, not a curated record. NCBI's taxonomy places the organism in Eukaryota, Metazoa, Chordata, Mammalia, Rodentia, Castoridae.